Messenger RNA from Sinocyclocheilus anshuiensis, 1434 nucleotides. Its product is annotated as ankyrin repeat domain-containing protein SOWAHC-like. Bases 117 to 1181 code for a protein of 354 amino acids. The transcript is spliced from 11 exons. The record is from RefSeq and is a predicted model, not a curated record. Lineage: Eukaryota; Metazoa; Chordata; Actinopteri; Cypriniformes; Cyprinidae.
UCAGUAAUUAGCUUGGCUUCCAGCAAAGCCAUGCUUCAGCAUCUUCGAGAAGAACCCAUCACGACUACAUCACAUCUGUUGUAAAAUUACAUUUGGUUUUCAGUUCCCUGACAGAGAUGGGCGAGAUCAGUGAAGCGUCCUUACUGGAAUACAUCUGUUCCUCCGGAGGAAAAGUCAAAAAUUCAGAUCUGUCCAAAACAUAUAAGCAUUUUAUAAACCAUAGCGAUUUGCAGCUACGUGCCAAAUACAGAGAAGAGUUCAAACUCAUCAUUGAUCGAAUUGCGGUGGUGAAAUCUGAGAAUGGAGAGAAAUAUCUCAUCCUCAAGAAGAAGUAUAGACAGCAAAUGCAAGAGCGAGAGUCUGGCGGUGGAAAGAGAGGAGAAUCAAUCAAGCUGGUUCAUCCGAACCCACAAAAUGAUCUCCGGGUCUCCAAUCCAGUGCAGAACUGCAACCCAACAGCUCAGAAACCAGCACUGGUGGCCUGGUGCUCAGGACCCAUGAUUACAGUCACAGAGGCACCAGAACCGACUCGUACAGAUGUUCAGGCAGACAGCACCCUCUCACUGCCAGCAGCAGAGGAGAAACCAGAGGAGCUUUCAGCCUCAGACCGAGAAGAUGAACUCGACAAGGAUUCAGGGUCAAAGAGUGAAUCCGAGCAGGGUGAGGAGUGUGGAGGAAGUUUGGGAUUCACCGCUGUGGCUCAGGCAGACAGCACCCUCUCACUGCCAGCAGCAGAGGAGAAACCAGAGGAGCUUUCAGCCUCAGACCGAGAAGAUGAACUCGACAAGGAUUCAGGGUCAAAGAGUGAAUCCGAGCAGGAUGAGGAUGGAGGCAGUUUGGGAUCCACCGCUGUGGCUCUUGAUCCUCUUGAGAAAGAGUGGAUCUUCUCUGCAGCAAGUGGCAAACUGUCUCACCUCACUCAGCUCCUGAAGCAAGACUCCUCCCUGGCCAAUAAAAAGGACUUCACCUCAGGGUUUGUGAGUACAUCAUUUGUCCAUCGCUCUUCUUUAAAAGCCGCAGUGAAUAUGUCUCUGUUGUGCCCCAGUGGUAGUCGUCACAAAGGUGCUAUUUGGUUAGUGAGAGUUGAGGGUUCCCCGCCAGGCCAAAACAGGAACCUGAGGAACAAGGGUAGGAGACGUCACAUCCUGUUGGCCGUCGUCCAUCUUGCCGAGCCUCCAUGAGGCCUGUCGCGCUGUCAGUCAAGCAUGUGUGCCGGCCAAUCCAUCUCAAGGGUGCGACAGCCCAAACAAUAGAGCGGCUGAUAGGGAAACCAGACUUCAUCUAUCACAAUAUGUCCCACGGGCAGGACUGGAAACACCUACAGGAGACAGGACCCUCCCGUAGUACAGAACACAUGCUUAAGAAUACACAAUAGUGGAGAUAUGGUGCGUAUUGUGUACAGACGAAAUAGUAUGCAGUAUGCGUACAUAGAUU